Messenger RNA from Rhodamnia argentea, 1558 nucleotides. RefSeq lists its product as uncharacterized. The transcript is spliced from 6 exons. Lineage: Eukaryota; Viridiplantae; Streptophyta; Magnoliopsida; Myrtales; Myrtaceae. The record is from RefSeq and is a predicted model, not a curated record. Bases 65 to 1354 code for a protein of 429 amino acids.
UUUCGGUGGAAGGUGGCGAGAUUCGCUUUCUCGAGGAGUUUCUCCUGCUCGCGUCAAAACAGGAAUGACAGCAGGGUUUUCCUCUUUAUCGCCAUCCGCCACCGACAUGACAGCCUCCGCCGAACGCGGCGACUCCCUCGGCCGGCGCCACCAGGACGGAGAACCUGCCUCUCUCGGAGCGACUCCGGCGAACGGAACGGAGACUGUCUGCCUACAGUGCGGGGACAAAGGCUGGGAUGUUGCUUUGAUCUAUUGUGACGACUGUGAAAAAUAUGCCAUUCACCGCUAUUGCCUAAAAACCUUGCCUAAAACUUUCGACGAACAUGUUGUUUGGUACUGCGAAGAUUGUGAACCUAAGGUUGGAAGGCCUGAUACUAAUGAGGAAAGUUGCUCUCCCCUGUGUGAAGAGGAUGACUUAGAGAUCACAGAAUUGGUUCAACAUACAAAGGAAUUGACAAAUAUUCCUCUAGAAAGAUUGAGGAAGAAGAAGGGGAUUGAGAAGUGGAGGAGGGAGAAGAAGAAGCUCAAGCUACAAACAGAAAAAGAUGAGGAAGGAGGACAGUUGUCUGAGAACAGCACGGUCUUUACUUCACAGAUAGAAGUUGAGAAAACCAAAAAUGUGCGUCUUAGUCAAGUUAAUGAAAAUUGGAGCAGCGGCCACUGUGACAAAGCUGAAAAUAUUGGAAUAGAUCUGAGAAAAAAUUCGGGAGACAUGUGGAACUCUCAUGAAGAGGCUGAAUUCAUGACAGCGCCAAAACUACGAAAGCUUGAUUAUCUGGAGCUAUUUGGGGAAGAUACUUAUGUUUGUGCCCAGCCAAUUAUUGAUCCAAUCUGGAGGGGAAGUUUGAAAUUCAACAAACAAGGGAUCAAUUAUUUUGGGAAAGUCGUGGCACACGUGUCCAACAUAGCAUGCCGUAAAGUGAGCGAGGAGGCAAAGUUGUUGCCUUCGUUGCUUUGCACUGAAUUGCAUUCCAGACCUGAAGUAUGGCCAAAAGGCUUCAAGAAUUGCGGUCCCAGUGAUGAUAGUAUUGCGAUAUAUAUAUUCCCCGAUAACAAGCGUGAACAAGAAUUUUUUGAUAGCCUUGUCGUUGAAAUGAUCGUCAAUGAUCUUGCCCUGAGAGCUGUGGUUUCCAAUGCAGAGCUCCUAGUUUUUACUUCCACAAAGCUGCCCUUGCACCUUUGGAGAUUCCAGUCAAAAUUUUAUUUGUGGGGGGUUUUCAGGGGUAAGCAAUCUUCUCCCGUGUCCAAGGUUGACACGAACAUGCCUGCAUCAGAGAAAGAUCCGUUGAACGCACACAGCCCUGGGAGUCCUCUGAGCAUCAGUGGAAGCGACGGUUCAAGCUCUGUGUAUUGACAAAUUCUUUUCUUCCUGGUUCUUCAGAUUUAGAUGUGCAGGUUCGGAAUGGCUUAUGUUAAAUGUACAGUUGAAGCCCCGCUCGUCCUUAGUGAGUCUUUCGUUUGUUGUUUGAUAGGGUGGCUUUUUGUUCUGUCGCCUAAAUUAAUCUUUUGUGUCUGACCUCCAAAAAAAAAAAAAAAAGAAAUACUAAUCUUUUGUGUG